GAAUGAAUGAAACAACCGUGGAUAUGUAACCUGUAACACCCGUGAAGCGCCUCCGUGCAGCUGCUACGAGAUUCCCCACACUGAUCCUAAAAUGGGACGGUUUGGCCUCUCCCUCCUCCGCUACAUCCCCUCCUUUCCCUCCACCAGAACAAGCUGCCUCCACCAACGGGUCUUCACAGGCUCCCACCCCUGUUACCAGACCACCAUCCCAGGUCACAGCUGCCUGCACAGUAGAGGGGUGAGCACAGCCCUCAGCGAGCACAUACAGGACCUUAGUGGCCUUGAGCAGAGACUGUUGACAAAACUGUACGAAGGGCUGAUCGGAGGACAACGGGCUUCUCUGGCUGAGUCCAUCACUCUGGUGGAGACACAGCAUCCCAGGAAGAAAGAGCUUGCCCAGGUUCUGCUGCAGAGGGUGCUGGCCUACAGGACGGAGCAGGAGAGGCGAAAUGGUGGGAAGCCUGUGGCCUUCAGAGUAGGUUUGUCUGGUCCCCCUGGAGCAGGGAAGUCGUCCUUCAUCGAGGUAGUGGGGAAGAUGUUGACGGGACGUGGACAUAAAGUGUCAGUGCUGGCUGUUGACCCGUCCUCGUGCACCACAGGAGGGUCUCUGAUGGGUGAUAAGACUCGUAUGACUGAACUCUCCAGGGACAUGAAUGCUUUUAUCAGACCGUCGCCAACCUCUGGAACACUUGGUGGAGUCACCAGAACAACCAAUGAGGCCAUUGUUCUCUGUGAGGGCGCAGGUUAUGACAUUGUCCUUGUAGAGACCGUAGGUGUGGGCCAGUCAGAGUUUGCAGUGGCUGACAUGGUUGACAUGUUUGUGCUGCUGAUUCCACCAGCAGGGGGCGAUGAACUCCAGGGUAUCAAGAGGGGCAUCAUUGAGAGAGCCGACUUGGUGGUGGUGACAAAGUCGGAUGGAGACCUGGUGGUGCCGGCCAGGAGGAUCCAGACUGAAUACACCAGCGCACUCAAGCUGCUCAGGAGACAGUCCAAGUCCUGGAACCCCAAGUCACUCCCUCCUCAGGUGGUGCGCGCCUCCUCUCACACCGGUGAGGGCAUCCCAGAGGUCUGGGCCAAGAUGGAGUCCUACCGGGAUGCCAUGUUAGCCAGUGGUGAACUGCAGGCCCGACGGAGGGCCCAGCAGAAGGUUUGGAUGUGGAGUCUGAUUCAGGAGAACGUCCUCUACCAUUUCCAAAAUAAUCCCAGUGUCAGACAGGCUCUACCCCACCUUGAGGAGAGGGUCACCAAAGGGGCCAUCUCUCCAGGCCUGGCGGCUGACCUGCUUCUGAAGGGCUUCUCAUCAUCGUCUGCAUAGUAAACAGUGGGACUGGACGGAUGUGACAUGGUUCAUCAGGGCCACUCGGUGCCAAAACCCACCAGGACAGAGUGAGAAUAUGUGACCUUGACUUUGUGGUUUGCACAAAAAGAAGCAGCCUUGCUCUUUUUAUACUUAAUUUUAAAUUUUAAAUUUUAAAAUGUCCAAGACAGAAGUCACCUCUUCCACAGAAACUCAGUUUCAGCUUGCUUUUAAUCCAAAUCAGAAGAGGCCUGACUGAGCAGACAGUUUUUAUGUCUCACCUUUGGCUUCAAGACACUUUUGGACAGUGGAGGGAAACAUGAAAAACUGCAUUUGUGAGAGACCAUGUUUAAGAGUUCUGGCAGCUAUAAAGUGUUUUGUUUUCCCCUUUCUGAUGUAAAGAAGAUACUGGGAUACUGGGACUGUCUUCUUGGACUAGAACACUACAGCCCUGAGAACAAUUUUACACUUGGAAAACUGUGCACAAUACUGAUCACUGUUACGAACAGUGUCUUUAGAAGUACAAGCUGUGGCUUGUUCAGGCCAUAAAUACUGACAUGGCAGAUACUGUAGUGAAAGUAUGAUCUGUGAUAAUCAGUUGUCACCGACACUCUUGCCCACAGAUUGAUCAGUGGUAUUUCUUAAUGGAAAAGGAAAAGUGUUAAGAAGAGGAGAAGGUUUAGAACAGAGCGAUUUGUACAGUCACUUGUUUCUCUUGUUGAACUGCCGAGGACAUUGCUCUUAUAACAAACACAACUGCACAUUCAAGAUGUUGUUUAUUCAAUGUUAUAUUUUCUGAGUGGAAUCAUAUAUUAAAAGAAUGAUGUGAAUCUUAAAUAGAUAAGUGAAUAACAUUAAAUCUGU
Molecule: messenger RNA, 2161 nt
Organism: Toxotes jaculatrix (banded archerfish)
Lineage: Eukaryota; Metazoa; Chordata; Actinopteri; Toxotidae
Gene: mmaa
Product: metabolism of cobalamin associated A
Exons: 7
Coding region: 92-1315 (407 amino acids)
Cellular component (GO): cytoplasm
Molecular function (GO): GTPase activity; GTP binding
Source: RefSeq, a predicted model, not a curated record